GCGGGCUGCAGUUGAGGAGGAGAAACUUCUGCGCACUUCUUUGGGUCCGUUCUGCGCGCGCGAGGGAGAAAGAAGUAAACACGCGCUCCAAGCCACUCUGCGGUCUUCACGCAACUGGCACUGCGGGAUGUAAUAUUACCAGGAGGAUUUAUGUAACCUCUUCUAAAAAAAUCGAUGGACAAAUGUGAAGAAGGCAGUCCGGUCUGCGGACUCCCCUCCUUCGAGGUGUGGUCUAUUUCCAAGAGCGUUCAAAACUAGGAGGCGCGCGAUGUUGAGCGUGCGAAGGUAUUCAGCAGAGGAGCGCGAGAGACCGGCCUGGUGUACCAGGCAAGAGCGGUUCAGCGCAACGCGCUCAGGGAGAACGAUAUCCACCUGCAGUCCCUGUGUCUAGUAAAGUCAGUGUAAGAUCAGUGCUGAGAAUGGGUGCUGCAAAGGGUAAGGGUACUUUAGAUGGUGGAUGGGGAUGGAUGAUUGUGAUGUCCUCCUUCAUGGCCCAGUUCCUGUCUUUUGGAUCACCACAGUCUGUCGGCGUGUUGUACCCCAUGUGGCUUAGUGCCUUCCAGGAAGGUAAAGGCAUGACGGCCUGGGUCGGAUCGAUGGUGUCUGGGGUGGCGCUCAUCACCAGUCCAGUGUGCAGUGCUUGUGUGGAUAAUUUCGGGGCACGGCCGGUAAUGGUCUUCAGUGGUGUCAUGGUGGCCGGUGGUCUGAUGCUGAGUGCUUUUGCCCCAAACGUCUCUUUCCUCAUCUUCUCCUAUGGCAUCGUUGUUGGGAUAGGCUGUGGACUUGUCUACGCUGCCACAUUGACCAUAACCUGCCACUACUUUGACAAGAGGCGUGGCCUCGCUUUGGGCAUCGUUACCACAGGUACAAGUGUGGGCGGCUUCAUUUACGCCACAGUGCAGAAUGAGCUCAUUGAGUUGUUUGGAUUGGAGGGCUGCUUGCUUAUCAUCGGAGCGCUGGCGCUCAACCUGAUGGUAUGUGCUGGGCCAAUGCGAUCUUUGAACUUACCUGGUUACUACCUGAAACAGAGAGCAGCUCUACAGCGCACUGAGGAACCACUUUACACCAAACCUACUGCCAUUACCAUCGACUCUGGUGGCCUCAAAACCAUGCCUGACUCGUCCAAUAACUCAGCUGCAGUGAAGAUGCUGAUCACCAUGGAAACCAAUGAGAUGCAAGAAAGUGAAUGGGAGAGGAAAGAUAGGGUGUUGUCCUGUUCAAUAGUAGCACGAGCAAUUAAAAAGUGGUUGCAUCCUUAUUGUCAGUACAUGUGCAAGAAUGUAGAGCUACUACAGGACCGUGUCUUCAUGGCUUUCUGCAUCGCCAUCUUCCUGUUCAGUUUAGGAGCAUUCCCACCUGUGCUCUUCAUGGAGGACGUGGCCCAGAGCGAGGGCCUUAUUGAUGGGAUUGCACUCAUACCCCUUGUAUCCAUUGUUGCCAUGACAACAGGCAUUGGUAAGCUGGUGUUGGGCUUGUUGGCAGACAUGCAAUGGGUGAAUAGUCUGUACCUGUAUGCCCUGACACUGAUGGGCACAGGUGUGGCUCUGCUGCUCAUCCCUGUGUCUAAGAGCUACCUGGGUCUGCAAGUACUGUCGGCCGUGGUUGGAUUUUUCUCAGGGAACUGGUCACUCACGUCCUACAUCACUACCAAGAUUGUGGGCAUCGAGCGACUCAGUCAGGCUCAUGGCAUUCUCAUGUGCUUUGGAGGGUUUGGAAUCAUGCUCGGGCCACCUAUUGUAGGUUGGCUCUUUGACUGUUCUCAAUCAUACAACCUGGCCUUCUACUUCAGUGGCACUUGUGUUGUAGUGGCUGGUUUGUUUCUGUUCUUUGCCACAAUGCCUUGCUGGAACAGGACAACAGAGGGGGGAAAUUCAGUUGCAGUGGAGAAUGUCAACAGUUCACAUCGACAGUACACUCCUGACUGUGACAAAGUAGCCUCUGUGGCUUGAACAGCAUUUCACCAGUCUAAACUUGACUUUGACCACUUACCAUGGCCUUAUCAUUCUUCUAUCUCAUUUUUGAGGUUUUUAUAUCAGUAGUAGAGUAUGUUUGCUAAUAGUAAAUUGAGUAGAUUGUUUACUUGACACUGAUCCUUUUUUAGCUGGUCUCAUUCACUUUUUGCGUGAACUUUACUCUCUGAAAUGUAUGGCCUCAGUGUGUCCAAUGUGUACAUGGAAAUCACCAACCUUUGAAAAUACACAUUAAUUUCCAUUAAUAAGAACAUAUUUCUGACUGCAGAGAAUCCUAGAAUGUGUGAAUACUUUCACUGCACUUGCCAUGGAUAAAAUCCAGAUCCAAAGAUUUCUGGGAAUGGUGACAGACUUGAAACAAGGAGGAAAUGCACUUUAAUGCACUUAUGCCUGUGACUGCACCCCCACCCCACCCCCACCCCCCACCCUUUUUUUUGUCACCUCUUUUUUUCAUUUGCAACUGUCUCCUUCACUUCAUUGCCUUUUUCCAACCAUCAUACCAAAGUAUCAAGUGAAUGGAUAUUUUUUCCUUGUUUCCUUCCACAAGCAAAUUCUUUUACUUUGUAAAGAAGAAGGCCUUUCUUUAAACCUGAAAUUAUAAUUGUUUUCUUUAAAUUUGAAGGCAAACCUCAGCAUGUUCUGUAUCUUUCAGCUAAUCAUUGAUUAGCCAAUCAAUAAGAGAUACAAGAAUAUGCUGAAGAAGAAUGUCAGAAAAAAGAAAAACUGGAGGACAGAGUUGGGUUCUGUGAUUGCAGUGUCCAAUACUGUGUUUGUGUGCUUGUUUGUGUGUGCCUUGUAAUACAAAAUCACAACAGUUUUUUUUUUUUUUAACAGGCUGGUACCUGACAACACUAAAUCUUUUAUUAUUGUAUUUUUGAAA
Messenger RNA from Myxocyprinus asiaticus (Chinese sucker), 2850 nucleotides. RefSeq names its product monocarboxylate transporter 9-like. The transcript has 6 exons. The record is from RefSeq and is a predicted model, not a curated record. Gene Ontology annotation, molecular function: monocarboxylic acid transmembrane transporter activity. The coding region runs from base 420 to 1949 and encodes 509 amino acids. Gene Ontology annotation, biological process: transmembrane transport; monocarboxylic acid transport. NCBI's taxonomy places the organism in Eukaryota, Metazoa, Chordata, Actinopteri, Cypriniformes, Catostomidae.